Molecule: messenger RNA, 483 nt
Organism: Debaryomyces fabryi
Lineage: Eukaryota; Fungi; Ascomycota; Pichiomycetes; Serinales; Debaryomycetaceae
Gene: DUT1
Product: bifunctional dITP/dUTP diphosphatase
Exons: 1
Coding region: 1-483 (160 amino acids)
Biological process (GO): dUMP biosynthetic process; dUTP catabolic process
Molecular function (GO): magnesium ion binding; dUTP diphosphatase activity
Source: RefSeq, a predicted model, not a curated record
AUGACCGAAGCAGAACAAAUAAUCAAGAAGCAAAGAACUGAAGAAUCAGAGCAAAGCUUAAGGGUCUUUUUACGUUCAGAAAAUGCUACUUUACCUACUAGAGGUUCAGUCUUAUCUGCUGGAUAUGACAUUUACGCAUCCGAAGAAGCUGUUGUCCCGGCACAAGGUCAAGGUUUAGUUGGCACUGAUAUAAGCGUUGCAGUUCCUAUUGGAACUUACGGAAGAGUUGCUCCAAGAUCUGGGUUAGCUGUUAAGCACGGUAUUUCUACUGGUGCUGGUGUUAUAGAUGCUGACUACCGUGGUGAAGUCAAGGUUGUUCUUUUCAAUCAUUCACAAAAAGAUUUUCAAAUCCAGAAGGGAGAUAGAAUUGCUCAAUUGGUAUUGGAAAGAAUCGUGAUGGCUGAUAUUAAGCAAAUAACUGCUGAAGAAUUGGAUACUACCGCUAGAGGUGAAGGUGGGUUUGGAUCUACUGGUAAAAAUUAG